AGUUUGUUGUCAUUUUGCACAAAUAAUUUUUUCCUCAGAAAAUUUUCAUUAAAAUUGGGGAAAAAUGACGGAAAAUUCUCUGGCCACUGGCAAAAUUUGUCGCCUGUGCCUGGCAAAGGAGCAGGAAGUUUUCCUGGAGGAUAAUGUGUCCAAGGAGAUGAAGUAUUGGCAAGUUGUGACGAGUUUCACAAAUAUUGAGUAUUCAGUCCACGAUGGACUACCACAGCUAAUCUGUCGGAUGUGUGCGUCCCAGCUGUCGAAUAUUCACGUUUUCAAGCAACGCUGUGAGACAUCCCAUGAGACUCUCUUGGCAUCCCUUCCCAGCUCAAGUGCAGCUGUAAACUUCCUGGAUGAGGAGGAGGAGGAGAAGUAUUAUCCGGAAUUCAGCACAAUAAUCAUCAAGGAGGAUGAAUCCCUCAUUUCGGAUCACUUUGAUGACAGAGACAUCAUCAUAGAGAACGAAGUUGUGCCCGAUGAGGAGAUUGAGACCUUGCUGGAUGACAAGAAUCUCAUUGAGAAGGUGGAGACAAAGCUGGUGGAGACCGUGGCGAGGGUGAAGCCCAAGAAGGAGGAGUCAACAGAGCCAAAAGGAAAGCGAGUUCGUAGGAAAAAUUAUCAGUGCAAUGAAUGUGGUGUCCUCGUGGAGUCUCCGAGUAAAUUAGCUCGUCACCUGCGGAUUCAUGUGUUUGACAACCAGAAAGUCCUGCACAGCUCCAAGAUUGGCAAAGUCUUUUCGUGCAAGAACUGCGGCAUGGCCUUCCUCAAGACAAAGCAGCUGCGUAUCCAUCUUCUCAAUGGGCGAUGCAAAAGAAUGCCCGGUGUGCAAAAUUAUCCAAUUGACGAGGAUAGAGCCCUUCCGGAAAGUACCCAGCAGGAUACAGAUCCCGUGGAAGCAGCUGAAGAGAGCGGAAUGGGUAUUGUGGAGGCUUCAGAGGAACACCCACAGAGAUUUACAUGCUACAUCUGUUCCCAACUGUAUGACACCCUCGAUGGGCUGGAAGAGCACCUCAAAGACAUCCAUGGGCGCGUGGGGGAUCCCCUCUUCUGCUGCACACGAUGCUCCUUCACGCACGAGUCGGCGGAUGAGAUGAUUGAGCACUACCGCGUGAGUCAAUCAUGCGGCGAGGAGGCACGUUCCGGUGAGAAGGACAAUCGCUUCAGCUGUGAGAUCUGCAGCAAGCAAUUCCGCUAUAAAUCCUCCCUGAAGAAUCACAGUGUCUGCCACACGGGUGAGAAGCGCUUCGAGUGCGACAUCUGCUUCAAGCGCUUCACGCGAAAGGGAGAAAUCAUCAUCCACAAGCGAUUGCACUUUGACCUGAGGCCGUACGUGUGUCAGGAUUGCGGUAUGGCCUUCCGGAAGUCCAGUAAUCUCAUCAGGCACAGAGUAAUCCACACCGGGGAGGCAAACUACCAAUGCCACAUCUGCCUGCGACGCUUCAAAUGGCCCACAGCUCUCAAAUGUCACAUGAACUCCCACACAGGUGAAAAACCCUACAAGUGCAAGUACUGCCCGAAGGCCUACACCAGCAAUAGUGGUCUCAUCAAGCACUACGCCAAUCAUCCGGACAUUGAGGGCGAGGUGGAGGUUUACUGGAAAGCUCCUAAGAUUUAUUUUAGCUAUUGGAAGAAUCAUUGGAAGGUUUAUUUUUAUUUGAUCAAUUUCAACAAUUUUAAAAUAGUUUUUUUUCGUGGAAAAAUGUCCUUUUCUGAUAAGAAAGUUUGCCGACUUUGCCUGACAAAGGAACAGGAAGUCCAUCUGAGUGAUAAUGCAAUAAAAACAAAGAAAUACUGGCAGAUUUUCAAUGAAUUCACCAACAUUAAGUAUUCACCUUACGAUGGAUUACCACAAUCAAUGUGCAGGAUGUGCGCGUCACAGCUAACGAAUUUUCACAUUUUCAAGGAGCGCUGCUUGGCCUCCCAUAAAACUCUCACGGAAACAUUGGAGGAAGUUGAGGAGAAAUAUCAUCCGGAAGCGAAUACGUUCGUCUUCAGUGAUGUGUUGGUCAAGGAGGACGAGAGUAUGGCUUCAGAUUACGAUGAUGGUGGAGAUUUCUUAGUUGAAGACGUCAAGGUGGAGGUGGAAGAGACAAAAGUGAAGCUGGAAAAGAAAUCAGAGCCAGGAAGUAGUGGCAAAAAGAGGAUUCGCACGAAACCCUACAAAUGCAUACAGUGUGGAGUGCACAUUGAGUCUCCCAGCAAAUUAAUUCGUCACCUCCGGAUGCAUCUGGUUGAGAACUCCACGGUCCAGCACACGGGGAAACUUGGGAAGGUGUUCUCAUGCAAAUGCUGCGGUGUGGCUUUCCUCAAGGUUAAUCAUCUACGCAUCCAUGUCCUCGGUGGGCGUUGCAAAAAAAUGCCCGGAGCUGAGAAUUUAAUUGGGGAAGAGAUUCAACCGCAACUGGAUGGUCCGGAUGAGGUGCUGGAUGGCUACAAAUGCUUCGUAUGCCCUGAAAUCCACACUAGCUUGGAAAUUCUAAAAGAUCACCUGGUGGAGGCGCACAAGAGACUCCAGGAUGCCCCAUUCAGCUGCAUUAGAUGCUCCUUCACGCACUCCUUUCCGGACGAUAUGAUUUUGCACUAUCGUAGCAGCAAAUCUUGCGACACAAUGGCGCGGUAUGGAGAGAAGGAAACCCACCAUACGUGCGACGUCUGUGGCAAACACUUCCGCUAUCGAUGCGACAUCAAGAAACACAUCCUGUGCCACAGCACAGAGAAGCGGGAGAAGCUCUUUGAAUGUGACAUCUGCCACAAGCGCUUCACACGGAAGUCCGAGAUUAAUGUCCACAAGAGAUCCCAUUUCAACAUUAGACCCUUCAUGUGUCAGGAUUGUGGAGCACGAUUCUGCAGGAGUAGCAACCUCCAGGCACACAGAUUAUCUCACACCGGGGAAGCCAAGUAUGUGUGUGAUGUGUGCCAGAAGCGUUUCAAGAGGAAGUCUGAUCUCAAUAUGCACAUGAAUUCCCACACUGGCAAUCGCCCCUUCAAAUGCAAAUUCUGCCCAAAGACCUACACCAGCAAUGGGGGGCUCAACAAGCACUAUGCGCAUCAUCCGGACAGGAAAAGGAUCAGUAGACGUGUUGAGCCGGUUUGCAGGUAGAAUGUAUAUAAAUGCAAAGUAAAAUAUAACGGUAAAAUAAAAA
Messenger RNA from Lutzomyia longipalpis, 3140 nucleotides. Its product is annotated as zinc finger protein 585A-like. NCBI's taxonomy places the organism in Eukaryota, Metazoa, Arthropoda, Insecta, Diptera, Psychodidae. The transcript is spliced from 4 exons. Gene Ontology annotation, biological process: regulation of DNA-templated transcription. The coding region runs from base 65 to 3097 and encodes 1010 amino acids. Gene Ontology annotation, cellular component: nucleus. The record is from RefSeq and is a predicted model, not a curated record. Gene Ontology annotation, molecular function: DNA-binding transcription factor activity, RNA polymerase II-specific; zinc ion binding; RNA polymerase II cis-regulatory region sequence-specific DNA binding.